AUGCGCGCUCCUUCACCGGCCUCGACAAUAUACUCUGCUUCUUCCUCUCUUCGCCUGCACAACACUCUCAAAUUUAGCCCAAAAAAAAACCACUAGAGGAAUUUUUUCCGGUCACUGUGUUUCCACCGGAAAAUGGCGAAUCUGCCGGAUUCUCUGUACGAGGACUACAAUCUCAUGGCGACGUUGUCUUCCGCCGCCGGAGCUUCCACCAGCCGAGCUCCGCCCUCCGUCGUCACCAUCUGCCGCUGGAUCAAUGACCUUCAGUUUCCGCCGAUCCGAGAAUUCGCUCUCCAAAAUCUCUCAGACAAUAGGAACAGUUUUGAGGACUUGGCGCUGCUGUUAUGGAGUUCUACUGCUUCAGUUGCCACACUAUUACAGGAGGUCAUUGGAGUGUACCCAGAGCUUUCAUUGCCAAUUUUGACUCUUAGGAAGUCAACUCGAGUGUACAAUGCUCUGCUUCUGUUCCAGUGCAUAGCCAAACACCCUGAGACGAGGACAAAAUUUCUUACGGCUAUGAUGCUUCACUAUUUCUACCCUUUGCUGCAAACGAGGUACACAGAUAGGCCCCGUGAAUACCUAAGGCUCGGGGGGUUGGGUAUUCUUGCUCAGCUGUUGAAAGGGCCGGACUAUGGAGCUACAGUCCAUUUACUUAUCCAUUCUGAUGCCGUCCGUUCUUGUCUUCAUUGUAUCGACGUUGGCGAUCUUCCAUCGCAGACACUUGCGACAUUUAUACUUCACAAGAUACUGAUGACAGAGGAGGGGCUUCAGUACUGCUGUGUUUUGGCCGAGAGGUACUUUUUCAUAGACAGUCUCCUUAAACAGCUGCUCCUCAAGCUGGCCACCAUGAACAGGCCGCCCCCUCCCAGCUUGUUGCAGCUUGUUGCUGGUUGCUACUACAGGCUCUCAAUGAAAGCCAGGGCGUGCGAAGGAAUAAAACAGUACAUUCCCGUCUUGCUCGUGGACAACACCUUUGCUGAAUUACUUGCUGAGGAUCCGCUCGCCAACGAUUACAGGAACAAGCUGCUUCUGAAUCUGAGAAACAAAGCGUUGUACUAAACAACCUGUGAGUUGCUGUAUCAUCAAACAAAAACUUAUACGACAAAAGCCGAAACACAGACACAGAGGUAACGGGUUAAAAACACACAAAGGUAAUAAUUAAUAAAACUGUAAUGGGAUAUUUGCGGUUUCAUUAACUUCUUCAGGCAAAACUGUCUUACUUUUGGACAAAUGUUCUGUUGCAAGGCUUGUAAUAAUAAUACUCCCCGGAUACUAUCUUGAUUUGCUGUUCAUAUUAAUAUUAUGAACAAAAUUAUGAAGAUGGAAAGGUUUUGCAGAAAUCUGAAAUCUGAUUGAUUUAAAUUGAUUGGUAACAACAGCAAGAUGUGAAACUAAAAAAAGCCUCGAAACAGUUCUCUGUCGACAAGUGGACAACGAAAAUAUGUGCCCUUUGA
This is a messenger RNA of Tarenaya hassleriana, 1451 nucleotides long. Its product is annotated as cell differentiation protein RCD1 homolog. The transcript is spliced from 9 exons. Gene Ontology annotation, biological process: negative regulation of translation; mRNA catabolic process. The record is from RefSeq and is a predicted model, not a curated record. Lineage: Eukaryota; Viridiplantae; Streptophyta; Magnoliopsida; Brassicales; Cleomaceae. Gene Ontology annotation, cellular component: CCR4-NOT core complex; CCR4-NOT complex; P-body. The coding region runs from base 133 to 1056 and encodes 307 amino acids.